Messenger RNA from Cyphomyrmex costatus, 212 nucleotides. RefSeq lists its product as uncharacterized. NCBI's taxonomy places the organism in Eukaryota, Metazoa, Arthropoda, Insecta, Hymenoptera, Formicidae. Bases 1 to 201 code for a protein of 66 amino acids. The record is from RefSeq and is a predicted model, not a curated record. The transcript is spliced from 3 exons.
AUGGGACAAUACUUUCAAGAUAUAUUUUCGGAACAUUUGGCGCCUCUUAAACUUGAAUUUGGUUACGUCUGCGAGAAUCCUAUUGAAUGGGAACAAAGAUUCGAACGAAAAGAUUUUGACAAUAACCGUUUUAGUGGCAAGGUGAAAUGGGGUAGCAGAAAUGGAGAAUAUGGCGAACAAUAUUGGGAUUUAAAUCAUUAACUUUAACAAAG